Molecule: messenger RNA, 1772 nt
Organism: Aphanomyces astaci
Lineage: Eukaryota; Oomycota; Saprolegniomycetes; Saprolegniales; Verrucalvaceae
Exons: 2
Coding region: 25-1713 (562 amino acids)
Biological process (GO): cyclic nucleotide biosynthetic process; intracellular signal transduction
Source: RefSeq, a predicted model, not a curated record
GUCGACAGUGGAAAGGUAACCAAGAUGGACCCCACCCCACUAUCUGACAUCAUGGCGUGGGAAGCAAUGCAGAUGAGUGUCUACCUGCCGCUCACAUGCAUCUCCAUGAUCGCGGCAUGCAUCACAAUCUUCACUGCGUUCGACACGAAGGACAUCCGACGAUCGGCCGUGCAGUACAGCACCUAUUCCGUGUUCUGCUGUGACUUUGUCUGGGCGUUCCUUCGAUGUGUCCUGUACAUUCUCGGCAUGAUCGAGGGUGUGCUGCCCACGGCGAACAAAGGCGACCGCAACGUGACCAACCUUGACGAGCCCAUCAUCGCAUACCAAGCGAUCCUGACCGCCGCCGGCGACCUCUUCAUCGUCGCCGGUGCCAUUUGGAUCGUCCUCACGGCGUAUGAGAUGCAGCGAGUCGUGACCCACACGAUCACGCGGCUGGAAGAUCGAGAGCGCCAUACCGUCCUCUUCUACAACAUCGUCGUGUACGCGCCGCUGUCCGUGUUGUUGCUGCUUUUUGCGCUCGGUCCUGUAUCCAAAAAGGACGAAGACCUCACGAGCUCGUGUCUCCGCGCAAGCUUGUACUUGGUUGUGUGGGCGCUAUUCCUCGCCGUGCUGUACCUUCCGUUCGCCAUGUACAAGAUCUACUGCGUCCGUCAGAACCGAUCUGGGUUCUUCGACCACACGCUGGAGCACAUCUACCGCCGCGUACGCGUCCUCCUCAUCGUGUACAGCGUCACGACGAUCCCCACCUCCAUCGUCAGUCUCGGCAGCGAAGUCGCGCAACUGACGCGGAACAACUCGAACUUUCUUGGGCCGCACACAAGCACUUUCUUCUUUGCGACCAACUGCCUGUUCUACCUCACUGGCCUCUUCAACGCGGUUAGCAUUGGUGGCAGCGUCCUCUGCUGCAUCCGCUGCCUUCGACCGGUCAUGCCCAAGGAACUGCAUGAAGGUCUCAUGCACGGCGGCAUGCUGCGACCCUCGGAUGCCAUGCUCUCGUCCGAGAACUUGAUGUCGCCCCCUCUCCACAUGCCGGUGUUUGUGUGCACUGACAUUGAAAGCUCCACGUUGCUCUGGUCUCGCAUACCAAACGCUAUGACCAAGGCCCAGUCCUUGCACGACGACUGCAUGCGCCAACACUUGGCCUCGUUCAACGGGUACGAGAUCACCACCGCGGGCGAUGCGUUUCAGCUGGUAUUCCACACGGUCACGGACGCCAUCUCGUACUGCGUUACGGUGCAACUCAAGCUGCUCGACAUGCCGUGGCCGAAAGAAUUGGACGACUUUCGUGCGGCCAAGACCAUGACUGACAUGUUUGGGCGCCCGUUUUUCCGGGGGCUUCGCGUGCGCAUGGCGAUUCAUUUGGGGGGAGGGGGCUUGAUCCACCAGGUUCACCCCACGACGGGCAAAUUGACGUACGCGGGGCUGGAUGAGCUGGUGGCGCGGGAGGUGGGGGACAGCGGCCUGGGGGGGCAGGUGCUGAUUUCAGCCGUCACCAAGCACCGGUACUUGGAAGAGAUCCAGGGCUGGACAAAGCCCAAAAAGGGCGGCCGACCCGUCGUCGUCCAGUUCAAAGACUUUUUCUUCCGAGAAGCCCCCAGCUGCCACAUUGUCGACCUCGAUAUCGUGGUGCCCAUGGCCGAAAUCGUGCCUUAUUUAUUGCGUCCUCGGUUCGCCAAUGGACGACGCGCAGACCAGAUGCAUGUGUUGGCCUGACAAAUUAUAUCGUGGUUGGUGUAUUUAUUAGCAUAAAGUAACACGAUCGUGGAUGUGUA